This is a messenger RNA of Blepharisma stoltei, 2816 nucleotides long. NCBI's taxonomy places the organism in Eukaryota, Ciliophora, Heterotrichea, Heterotrichida, Blepharismidae. The record is from the annotation of a GenBank genome assembly.
AUGAGAUUAACUCUCAUUUUUACCCUUUCCUUAGCCUUUGCCCAGUCUUCCUUAAAAGAAUGCCAAGCAGAGUGGGCAAAGAUUUUUGAGGGAGCUGAGGACAUUCUAAGCCAAAAUCCCUCUGAUUAUACCAAGAUGUUCUUGUACUCUGGGUUUAUGAUCAAUAACCUUGGUCAAUACGAUCCAUGUACAGACAUCUCAAAUGCCAAGUUUACCAUUAUCCAGUUUGGAAUUUACCCAGUUCUUGUAGUUGCUUUAUGUGGCCCGAAAGUGUGUACAGAGGAAGAUUACUAUCACCUUUUGACUAACAUUACUUCACCAGUCCCUUUGUCAGGCAUGAUCAGAAAAAAUAAUCCGAAAUUGGCACCUUAUCUUAAAGAUUUACUCCUUCAAAAUUAGAAGAUUAAUUAUAUAUUGCAAAAUUAUUUAUCUAAAGAAAAAAAUCUAAUUUAAUUUUAGUUUCAGAAUAAAAACUCUCCAAAAUUUAAUAGAAUUAGCUAUAGAUUUUCAAAUAAAAACUUGUUGUAUUAAAAUCGUUUAUAAUAUAAAAAAAAAUUAGCAAAAACAUGUUUAUUUUGCAAUGAAAGAUUUAAAAAAGUUAUCUCAAGUGUUUUAGAUUUGAAAAAAAUUGAAUUAAAUAAUGAAGAAUUAUUUAACAUUUUAUAUUGGAUUAUUUAAAAAGAUUGAAUUUUUUUAAAAAAUUUACUCAAUAUAGCGAUAUCAUUUUUACGUAUUAUAAAUGAGAAGCAAGUGUUUUUUAACUAAUUAAAUUAAACUAAUAUAAUUUUUUCUCUUAUUCUCGCGGAGGGUUGUUUCUUAUUUUUUAUUUGCCUACAGGAAAGUUAGAAGAAAUAAAAGCCCAGAGCUUUGCUCCUCCAGUCGUUUUUCCUAAAGAGUAUUAUGAUGACAACUUUAAAGACUAUAAAGCAGGCCCAAUUUUGAUGAUAAUUUUCAUCUCAAUAAUAUCAGCCAUUUGCUUAAUUGCUACUAUUACAGACUAUCUUAUUUCUUCAUCACCGCCGAGUUCGAGCUUAUCAAAAGAAGACCCCAAGCCUCGAGAAAGUUCCCUAUUUAUUAAAUAUCUCCUCUGUUUCUCCAUCAUUACUAAUUUAAAAAAGCUAUUUAUAAGCAGAAGCCAAGAAAGACUAGGCAAAAAAGAUUCUCUUGACAUACUAAACAGCUGCCGUGUGCUCUCUAUAGGUUGGGUUGUCCUUGGCCACGUCCUUUUUAUGCUGUGGUCAGAAGCAAUAGUUUCGAACCCGGAUCGGAUUUUGACUCAAAUUUCUGGCUCAGAUAUGAUUCUUCCUAUCAGCGGAGAAGUUUCUGUUGACACCUUUUUCUGACUUUCUGGGUUUUUGGUGGGGUAUCUGCUAAUAAUAGAGAUCAAUUCUGCUAACUCCCCCUCUAUGAGUGAGCAAAGUCAAUGGAAAACCCCCUUUUUUUGGAAAAUCACCUUGUGAAAACAUCAAAAAAUAUUUUGAUAAAUAAUUGAUAAUUAUUAUAAUGAAGUCCCUAACUAAAUCUAUUUAAUUUUAAAAUAAAUUUUAUAAUUUAAAUUAAUUCUUUUUGAAAAAGAAAAAUUUAAAUUUUUAAAUUCAAAAAAUUAAUCCCUUCUUGAUCCCGGGGAGUAAGAAAAUGAACUGGAUAAUGGUUUACGCUCACAGAUACUUAAGACUUACACCUUUGCUAUUAUUUGUAAUCUUGUUCUUCUGGGCUCUUCAAAAGCACAUAGGAAAUGGCCCAAUGUGGUAUACAGGAGACAUUAUUAAUUUUCAAUGCAAAGAUUAUUGGUGGACCGAUAUUUUAUAUAUAAACAAUAUCGUCCCUAAUUAUCACGGAAGUGUCUGUUUAGGCCAAACUUGGUAUUUAGCUAACGACAUGCAAUUUUUCAUAUUCACCCCAAUUCUUCUUUAUAUUUACAAUAGAUUCCACAAGUCAAUUCUUUGGGUUUUAGUAUUGUUUUUAAAUCUAUUAUCCAUUUUGACUUCAGGACUCAUAGCAAACCACUAUUCACUCAAUGCGAUGCCAUCAGCGCUUCCUAAUGGGACAAACUACUUCAGAUACUAUUAUACAAAGCCAUAUAAUAGAUGUGGUCCAUAUGCUUUAGGAGUCUUAUCUGGGCUUAUUGUUUACUCAUAUAGGAAAUUCCAAGAUAAAAAUAUCGUUUAUGACUCUUAUGCAAUCUGGGUCGGAAAAAUGCUGGAAAAUCGCUAUGUGAGAUAUAUCUUUUUAUAAUAGUAAAAACAUUUUGUUUUUAUAAUAAAAUUGAUAUUAAUAUUUAUUAUUAAUAAUAAGUAUAUACAAUUGCAUUUUUAGGGAUGGCGCUAAUAAACGUCAAUUUAUUUGUCCCUUAUGAUACUUAUAAGCACCCAGGAGAUACGAUGAAUUAUCCACAUUGGACUCAUGAUGAAAAUGUAGCUUAUAUAGCUUUCAAUAAAGUCACUUUUGGGCUAGGGCUUACCUUUGUGUUACUCCCAGCGUUAUUAGGGCAUUUUCCCUGGAUGACCUGAAUACUUUCGUGGGAGAUCUGGACUCCAUUGGCAAGAAUGACUUACUGCGUUUAUUUAAUUCAUUAUAAUAUACUCGAUAUUGCGUACAGAAGCCAAAAAGUUGCGACUAUCCUGGAUGAAUUUACUUUAAUAAGAGAUUCAAUAUUUUUCUUUGUUUUAGCUCACAUUUUGGCACUACCUUUUAUUCUCUUAAUAGAGAUGCCAGGAUUAGCAAUAGAAAAAUUGGCUUUUUCAAAAGUUAGGGCAAAAGCUGCUAUUAAAGAGCAAGAGAAGUCUAUCAUUCUCCAGCCUCUAACUAAAGAAUAA